This is a messenger RNA of Pseudovirgaria hyperparasitica, 1920 nucleotides long. RefSeq names its product serine/threonine-protein kinase cot-1. Lineage: Eukaryota; Fungi; Ascomycota; Dothideomycetes; Acrospermales; Acrospermaceae. Gene Ontology annotation, biological process: intracellular signal transduction; peptidyl-serine phosphorylation. The coding region runs from base 1 to 1920 and encodes 639 amino acids. The record is from RefSeq and is a predicted model, not a curated record. Gene Ontology annotation, molecular function: ATP binding; protein serine/threonine kinase activity. The transcript is spliced from 5 exons.
AUGAAUUACAAUGGCCAGGGACAGGGACAACAACAGCAGAAUAGAGACCCGAACCGCCUUCAUCUGAAUUUCGGCCCACAGGAUCGCAACUUCGCUCCAGACCAGGGACGCGCCUUCCCUACGACCCCUUCUACCUUUCCUCAGCCCGUUUUUCCAAAUCAGGCCGGUCAACAAGAAGUAUGGGGAGCACAACAGAAUAUGCCUGGGUACGGUCAGGGAUUUUUUGGUGGUGGCGGUUAUCCGUCACAGUACCAGCAACCUGCUAACCUCCAGCAACCUGGAGCUGCCUACCGUGGCGCUGGUGGAUACCACGAGCAGGCGAAUGGUCUGGCUCAUCAAUUGUCGAAUCAACACCUCGGUGGAGCUGCACGAUCAGGCAGUCCGUACGGACGACAGCCUUCACCGAGUAGCCAGCGACCGAGGACUGCUGGUGCGACUGGACAGCAACAAUAUGGCGGCUACAUGGGCUCGCAGUUUCCCAUGCCCCGCCAGCCUUCAGUCUACGAUGAAACGCCUCCGGAUAAGAGCAAUGAGAAAUACGGGGAUAACAUUGUGCGUCAAGCAAAAGUCUCUACUGGCCUCGUCAGCACCUUCUUCAAAGACAGCGUGCAGCGCGCGCGUGAUCGUAACCAAAGAGCUCUGGAGCUCGAACAUAUUAUGAAAGAGCCGAGCAUCAGCAGCAACAGGAAAGAGUCGAAACGUCUCGCGAUGAAGCAGGCCGAAUCUGACUUUCUGCGUUUCCUUCGCACAAAGGAGAAGCCUGAGAAUUUCCAAACCCUGAAAAUCAUUGGCAAGGGUGCAUUCGGUGAGGUCAAGCUUGUGCAGCGUCGAAACGACGGCAAAGUCUACGCCCUGAAAUCACUUGUCAAAUCCGAGAUGUUCAAGAAAGAGCAACUGGCUCAUGUACGCUCUGAACGUGAUAUCCUUGCUGAAUCUGAUAGUCCCUGGGUCGUGAAGCUUCACACCACUUUCCAGGACAACACAUUCCUGUACAUGCUUAUGGAGUUCCUCCCUGGUGGUGAUCUCAUGACUAUGCUUAUCAAGUAUGAAGUCUUCACGGAAGAUAUAACUCGAUUCUAUAUGGCUGAAAUUGCUUUGGCUAUAGAAGCUGUUCAUAAGCUUGGCUUUAUACAUCGUGAUAUCAAACCAGACAAUAUCCUACUUGAUAGAGGAGGUCACAUCAAGCUCACUGAUUUUGGUCUGUCUACAGGAUUUCACAAAGAACAUGAUGCUGGGUAUUAUAAAACCUUGAUGACAGGCGCUGGAGCACACAAGUCAGCACGCGAUAACCGAAACUCCAUGAAUCUGGACCAGAUCCAGCUGACCGUCUCAAAUCGGACGCAGAUCAAUACUUGGCGCAAGUCGAGGCGACAGCUUGCAUAUUCGACGGUCGGAACUCCCGAUUAUAUUGCACCUGAAAUUUUCAGUGGCAAUGGAUACGAUUUUGGCUGCGAUUGGUGGUCUGUUGGCACUAUCAUGUUCGAGUGCUUGGUUGGCUGGCCACCUUUCUGUGCGGAAGAGCCACCAGACACGUAUCGCAAGAUCGUCGAAUGGCAAAGAUAUCUUUCUUUUCCUCCCGAUUGCAAAUUAAGUCCAGAUGCUCUCGACUUUAUUCGAAGGCUUAUUUGCGCAGCCGAUGAUCGUCUUGGGCGUAUCGGUGGUGCCCACGAAAUCAAGCAACACCCUUUCUUCCGUGGCGUGCAAUGGGACGGCUUACGACGCAUUCGCGCGCCUUUCGAGCCCAAGUUACAGUCCGCCAUUGACACGCAGUACUUUCCCAUCGACGAGAUCGAUCAGAAUGACACCAGCGCGGUCCUCCGCGCACAGACUGCGCAGCAAGGUGAGGAUGCGGCCGCCGAGAUGAACCUGCCGUUUAUUGGAUACACCUACAAGCGAUUUGAUGCAUUCAGGGGAUCCUAG